GCGACACCAUCUCGUUUCCUCGUUUCCACUAUGACGUGUUUGCCGCCACUGACUCCGCCGACACCGCGCGGGAUGGCGUCGACGGUCCUAAUGUGUCACUUAGAACAUCCUCAUGACAGGAACAGAGCUGUGGGUCGCCGCGACUCGUGGGACGGUGGGGCAGCGUGGUGUCCGACUCCAGAUUACUCGGGUAAGGCGUCAUUUUGGAGCGUAGCGCAGCGGACUCCGCACACUACAACAUGGUACGCAUAUAAAGAGAGCACUUUGCAAUCCAUGGUCUCUCCUGUAAUCUCAACUUUACGAACCGUCACGACUCACGACCUCACUCACUCACUCAACAUCUCAACACAAUGCCCCUUUUUAAGAGCAAGGCCCAGAAGGCUCAGCAGGCCCGCGACGCCGAUGCCACCCACCAUGACAUGAACGACCCUCAUACUGCACCUCAUGGUCACGGUGCUGGUGCUGGUGCUGGUCCCGGUGUCGGUGCUGGUCCCGGUGUCGGUGCUGGUCCCGGUGUCGGUGCUGGUCCCGGUGUCGGUGCUGGUCCCGGUGUCGGUGCUGGUCCCGGUGCUGGUGUUGGUGCUGGUGCUGGUCCCGGUGCUGGUCCCGGUAUUGGCGCGAACGACUACGCGCAGAAUAACAAUGUCCCGGGACAUACUAACGCAGUUGGCCGUCACGAAGGCGGUGGCCGUCACCACGACAACGUGAACGCCAACAACGCUCCCCCGGGAUACACAGGCACCGGUCACCACAACGGCGGCCCUGUCGACCGUGCCGAGCAGCACGUCGAGAAUAUCGUCGGCGCGAAGGCCGUGCGCAACCAGGCUGGUGAUAAGGAGUCGGAGGUGAACGCCAUCAAGGCGCAGAGCGCAGAACUUACAGAGGCAGAGCGCCUUGAGCGGGAGGCGAAGAUGCAUCGCGACCGUGCUGUUGCCGGUGGUGCACACCCCGCGAAUCAGCGUCUCGGCGCUGGUUGGGCGAACUAA
Molecule: messenger RNA, 986 nt
Organism: Rhodofomes roseus
Lineage: Eukaryota; Fungi; Basidiomycota; Agaricomycetes; Polyporales; Fomitopsidaceae
Exons: 4
Coding region: 351-986 (211 amino acids)
Source: RefSeq, a predicted model, not a curated record